AAGAAUUCACUUACUAUAAUUCUAUUUCUUUAUUACAGAAGUAGCAAAAUGAAUAUAAUUGUAAUAACUUUUGCGGUCACGCUACUUUCUAUAUUCAAAUUCCAAAAUACUAAUGCUUCUAACACAGUAUCUUUGCGGGUGUAUGUUAACGAAGGAAAUGCACCAGGGGAGGUUGUUGCAGACAUGUCCGAAAUAUUUGGCUUACUUUGGAAAGACAGACUCGAUCGUCACUUCAAACUUCUUAAUCAGAAAAUAGUUUCAUCGUCGUCAUUUAAUUUGCCCACUUCGCUGCAGCAACGCCCUCAUGCAGUUGCACUUGGUGCUUCUAAUGGACUUAUGACCCUGCGUAGAGUCGUGGACAGGGAAGUGGAAUGCGGCCAAGCGAAGGAAUGUAUUAUAAAAGUUCAGGCCGUCAUGCUUCCACAAAGAGUUUUCUCUCUUCUGAAUCUUGACAUUGUUAUAAACGACAUCAAUGAUAAUUUGCCCAAAUUCCCACACAAACCAAUUGUACUAAAUGUGAGCGAAAGUACAGCAUUGGCAGAACCUGUCAAUCUAGACGCAUUCCAAGCUCGUGACCUUGAUUCAGGUAACAACUCCCGUAUUUCGUAUUCUAUUUCGCCAAGUAAGCCGUUUGAGGUCCAACAAGGGGUUGAUGAGGCGGGCCGACCUCAUUUACAGUUGCUUCUUAACGCUGAAUUAGAUUAUGAGACAAAGUCGGUUUACCAUUUGACCCUUCACGCAACUGACCACGGAAAACCCGCAUUAUCCAAUCAAGUUACUGUCAGAAUUAUGGUGACUGAUUCGAACGACCACAGCCCUGUGUUUUCCACAAGCUCUGAGUUGGUGAUCGAGUUGCUGGAAAACCAAGAGCCUGGAAUUAUUCAAACUGUUCAUGCGACUGAUAGGGAUUCUGGCGAAAACGGUCGAGUAAGAUACUUUCUUGGGGACGAACCACAAUCUGUCUCCCAUCAGUUGGUUACUGUAGAUGAAAAUUCUGGAGAAGUUACUUUGGUCAGAAAUCUUGAUCGGGAAGUUCACGAUGGCAUGAGAAUUCUGAUAGAAGCACGUGAUUCCCCAGCGACCAAUCAGCGCACGACUCGCAUGUGGUUGGUUCUUCGUGUUGAUGAUGACAAUGAUAAUGCUCCAGUUAUAAAUAUGAACUUUAUUGUAGAUGCUGACGGCCAAACAGCAUAUAUAUCUGAAGCAUCUCCUGUCGGAACAUACGUGGCCUACGUUAGUGCUACUGAUGCCGACCAUGGAAAAAACAGCGAAGUAGAAAUUUCCAUCAAGACAUUAAUCAACGGGAACUUUGUAUCUUCCGGACAUUUUGAACUAGCAGCUGAUGGUUUGAUCGGGACGGGUCUUGAGUUAGACCGGGAAGUCCAGAGCAUUUACAAAGUUGCUGUGAUUGCAUGCGACGCAGGGGAUAAAAUAAGGUGUUCACGCAACAAUAUCACUGUCAUUAUACUUGACGAAAACGAUCACACCCCUGUAUUUAAGAAGUCAGUGUAUGAAGUUACAUUGUCAGAAGCUGAUGGAAUUGGAACAUCUGUCAUUACUGUAUCUGCAUCUGAUAUGGAUAGCAAGUUUGCACCCGUGUGGACAAAAAACGAGAAUAAACAGCUGGAAAUUUCACUGAACGGGAAGGUUACUUAUUUAAUAGAAAGUAGCGAUAAUACGUUCUCGGUGGAUGCAACGACAGGAGAAGUUACGUUGGUUCGUCCACUGGAUCGAGAAGGUCAAAGCGAAUGGGAGGUAAGAGUUAUUGCACGAGACGGUGGCAAUCCAUACAGGGAAUCUUUUUGCACCUUAAAAGUCACAGUUUCUGACGUAAACGAUAACCGACCAUUGUUCAUUUACCCUGCUGUUGAAAACUCUACUGCACACGCAACAAUACUUCGUGACGAUGUGAUUGCCCGAAUACAGGCGAUUGACUACGACAGUGAGAAGUUCUCAAAAGUUGAGCUUUCAAUGGUUUCCGUGGAUGGCUGUACCAACUUGCAAGGGGUCGAUGGUAACUUGCCAUACACUUACUUUAUCCUUGAUACAAAAACCGGUGACUUGAGGCUCAACAUGAGCACAACUGAUCUCAACGACGUUGUGGGCACGCACAGAAUUAUUGUGAAGGCAAGCGACAAUGGAACACCGCCUCUUGAAAUGAACACCAGUCUCAUAAUAGUGGUGUCCGACACCUUGCUGUUGCCAUCUCAAAUGUACCACGAGAAAGAAGAUGCUCCGUCUGUUCCUGGACUCGCGAUUUCAACCAACUUUCUGAUUAUCGUGAUUUCGCUGGCAUCCGCUACUCUUAUUUUACUCAUUGUUAUCACAGCAGUGGUCAUCAAAUGCAAAAAGGACAAUAAGAAAAUCCGAACAUACAACUGCCGGGAUGCGGAAAGCGAGAAUGGCUGGGAAGAGGGGAAUACUGACAAAGCACAAACAGUGAACAACAGCAAUACCAAUACUUGGUCCAAGUCUGUAGUCAGCCAUGAAGGUUCAUCACAAAUUACAGAGAACGAACGACUAUCGACUCAAUCAACUGAAAACAAUAAUAAGCAAGCGAAAGGGGCCAGGAAGCCAUCAGAUAUCAGUUUAAAUUUUCCUCUUCACGUGUCUUCGGGUCCGAUGUUAAUGACGUCACGACAAGACCCUGCAACGUACAAUGUGACGUCAUCAAUGAUCAGACCACCGUCUUUGCUCACAACGUUUUCAACUGAAGGAAAGAUUGCACAGCCAAGACUGCAUGGUCUUCUACCACACAUAACAUCACAUACGGAUGGAGACAGUGGGCGUGGUGACAGCGACCCGGAUACUGGAAGUUACGAUGUUGUAAAAGAUAUUGAUUAUCUUCCAUCUUAUUCUUACGUCAACCCCGAUUCUCAAAGCAAAAACAUGAAAGCAGUGGUGUCUAAUGGUAUGGGCUCUCGGUGUACCGAUGAUUGCAACAAAUACGGACACAGUGAUGCAUGCUGGAUGCCUUCGCCAACUAAAGGUCAAUAUUACGCAAGUGCAGAUAACGAAGUUUCACGAAGCUCAUGUUACACUCAACCCACGUUCACCCAAGCGAAUAGUGACAUCGACUUCCAACGCGAAUACAACCGAGUUCUUGAAACCAUAGAGGAAACCACUCCUGUGCUCGAGUCGACCAUCGGCUAUGAAUAUGAACCGGAGGUUAUGCGGCAAAACGUGCGCCGUUCCAUCUGUCUAUCUCGUCUUGCAUCAGAGUCACGCUUGCUAUCACAGUCCAGUGAGCCCGAGGUCUACCACAGCGGGGUUCUAAGCAGACAGUACGGUCUUUGGACAGACGAAUACCAGAAGCCAAUCGGCGUUCGACCGAAUUCACUCUCAGCAUCUCCAGCGCCGUCUACCGGCCCCGCGAGUUCCCAUUUAUCCGGCAACUCGUCUUGUCCAUCAACUGUUUUUACACAUUGCGAUACGGACAGUAAGACCUCGUCUAAUAUUGUUGCCCCCAAACCCCAUUACCUAUCCAUGACUUCCCGAGCGUCGACAUUACCUUGCGAAAACAACCCCAACAUGAAAGAAACUCAACAAAUUAUCAGCGACAUCGACCAAUUACUUUCAGAAUAAAACACCAUCAAAAAUAGUUUCCUGUAUUCUGUCUUUUCAUUCUUUAAUUUCGCUUAUAACUCCAAUAUAGGUCUCCUGUCAUUUUUUUGCGAACCAACGUUUCAGUGUCCUACUCCCAGGUCAGGUUCAUCGCGGCUCUAUACGUAUAGGUGAAGUGAAGUCCUACAGCUUCACACGGCAUAUGAAGGAAGAUUUAGGCCAGAGUUGGGAUAUUUCACCUUUUCACAAUUGUUACGUUUAUUUCUUCUUUUGGAAGUGCCUGUAACGAAGAUAUUAUUGUCUGAUGCUUUUUCACGUUAUUUUUGCGCUUUCUUUCUUAACAACAUACUGUGAAAAAUUCUUCAGUAUUUCUAUAAAAAAACAACAAAAAUAUUUCAAAAUUGCUGCGUAUGAAUCAAAUAAAUGCAGUAUUACAGAAA
Ciona intestinalis (vase tunicate) is the source of this 4004-nucleotide messenger RNA. NCBI's taxonomy places the organism in Eukaryota, Metazoa, Chordata, Ascidiacea, Phlebobranchia, Cionidae. The record is from RefSeq and is a predicted model, not a curated record.